Monopterus albus (swamp eel) is the source of this 3839-nucleotide messenger RNA. It is a transcript of the gene mier2, whose product is annotated as mesoderm induction early response 1, family member 2. Gene Ontology annotation, cellular component: nucleoplasm. Gene Ontology annotation, molecular function: histone deacetylase binding; transcription corepressor activity. The record is from RefSeq and is a predicted model, not a curated record. The coding region runs from base 381 to 1820 and encodes 479 amino acids. Lineage: Eukaryota; Metazoa; Chordata; Actinopteri; Synbranchiformes; Synbranchidae. Gene Ontology annotation, biological process: negative regulation of transcription by RNA polymerase II. The transcript is spliced from 12 exons.
GGACCGAAUGUAACACUUGUGUCACUCCGUGCUGUACACGAGGCUGACGGUGGUUUCACCGGCUGGUGAACGCCGGGUGAACGGGAGCUACGGGGGCAUUUCAACUGGGAAGAGGAGGGAGAAAUGGAGAAUCUCUCCAGCGUAUCGCCUCUCUCUGCGUUCCCUGUGCUAUGAUAGUAAAGCCGCUGAAAACACUAGGGAGCCCGGCGGGGUCUAACACGGUGGUGCUGAACUAUUUCAGGUGGGUGAAAUGCCGUUGAAGAUAAGUGAGGAGGUUGCGGCCUAGCGGAAAGUGGAUGAGGUACAGCGAUGAAGGCCUUCAGCAAGAGAAGCCCAAGUCUUAAGCCUUAGAGGAGCUGAAGGAGAAGUCGCCUUGUCCCAUGAAGAUGGCAGCACAGUCCCACACUGCCAGUGAGCUGCCUUUGGAGGAGCUGCUGGCUCUGUACGGUUAUACAGUGUCAGAUCCAGAGGUGGAGAGCUGUCGCAUGGCCACCAGCCUGCCAGACAUGCCACUGGACAAGGAUCAGAUAACAAAGGAUCUGUUUCAUGGGGACAAGGAAGAAGAAUCAUCAGCUGAUGAUCUCACCCCCUCAGUCACCUCAGACACCUCAGAUCUGCUCCACCGUCUCCCAGGUGGAGACAAAGACAGAUUAGUUAGCUCAUCAGAGGACGAUUCUGACGAUGAUACUAUUCCUACCGACAAAGAACACAAGGAGAUCAUGGUCGGCUCUAUGUACCAGGCAAAAAUCCCCCUACUCAGUCCAUAUACGUACCAGGAGAGAGCCUAUAGCAGUGAGGACCAGCUGCUUUGGAGGCCAGGUGUUUUGCCAGUGCAGGAAGUAGAGGAAUUCUUGUUGAAAGCACAUAGACCACGUGGUCAGGAGGGGACAGCAUGCACACAUACACAAGGGUACACUAUUCAAGACAAUGAACAGGCAUUGUAUGAACUAGUGAAAUGCAGCUUCAAUGCAGAAGAAGCACUGAGACGAUUACGCUUCAACGUAAAAGUGUUCAGUGAUGAGCUGUGUGCCUGGAGUGAGGAGGAGUGUAGAAACUUUGAGCAUGGCUAUCGAGUUUACGGGAAAAACUUCCACCUCAUUCAGGCAAAUAAGGUCCGAACGCGUUCUGUGGGUGAGUGUGUGGAAUUUUAUUACAUGUGGAAGAAAUCUGACCGGCACGAGUACUUUACCCAGCAGACCACCAGGCUCAGCCGCAAGAAGUACAGCCUACAGUCAGGAAGCGUGGAGGAUGGAGACCAGGAUGGGGAGGUCAGGGAGCUGGAGCAAAGCAACAGUUCCUUAGGCUUGUUGUCUGAGUACAUAGAGUCUCCAGUACCUCCACAGUCGAGCUUGGACCUGGACAAACAAGAUUGUGAGCUGGUGAUGGGGCUGUCAGAGCUAUACAGUGACGGAUGUCCUCAGCAGCUGUUUGGUUGUCCCUUCUCUUUGGCGCCCAUGAAUGUUCUGCAGGAUCCUGGCUCGGACAGUUGUUGUCCCUCAGCUCCGGUCCAUCCCCAGGCCCAGCCCUCUGCCCAGAGCUCCCAGUGGCCCAGCAGGAGCCCUCCGUCCAGCCAUGAUGAUAACCGCCUCCCAUCUACCUGCUUCUACCAGAUACACAUGCGUGGUCAACCUUUUGUUUCAGAAGGCCCUGACUGUGUUGCAGCAGGUGAUGGGACUGGUGCUCCCCAUGGGCUGCAGGUGGAGCUCAGCCCGCCGUCUACCUCACCUCCAUCAUCUGUUGUCCUCCCAUCACACUUCCAGGCAUUUGGCAACCUGCUGCACCCCUCUCCCAUCCAACAUCCCUACUCUCUCACGCAAUGACGGGUCAUGAGCAAGUUAUAUUAAGUGGUACUCUUUGUGGUUUUUCCUGUGUCAAAUUCAAUUAAGUGUAAAUCACUGUUUCCAGGUAUUAUUAACAGUUUAUUACCACAGCUUGCACCAGGGCAAUGCUGUUGAAUGGCUGUCAUGAAUACAUACUUGCUAAAGCAAAGGCAGGUGAGGAGUGCUACAGUGUCCAUGCAAACAAACCAGAAUCAAGUGGCUAGCAGUCCAUUUUUUCUAAAACAGUUCAUUGUGACAGCAUGAACAACUGUUGCCUUGUGUUCUUAUUUACCAAGAUGGAGAUGUUUGAAUGCUGCUGAGAUUUUUUUCCCAACUUCUUCCAAAAAUAGCCAAUCAGAGGCAUAUUGCUUAGCACUUUCGCCACAGCAGCUGUUUGAGAUCUGUUUCUGAACAGUGCCACAGUGACGUGAUAACUGGAUGUCUGGACAGAGUGGAAUCUGUCCAUUCAAACAGUAUAGAAUAGCUCAUUUGACAUGUCCUCUGCUGAGUCUCUCUCUUUUCAGCUUUCCAUAUAUCUGUGCUUCUCUGAACCUCUAGCCCGAUUCCAUCUGUCUGUAAGCUUUUGGGAAUUUAGUUUGAAUAUGAAGACCUGAAACUAAAGAGGAUUUUAUAAGGGUUAUUUGAACAUGGAGCAGCAUAGGAGCAAUAAGGAGCACAAUAGUGUCGCUGUUUUUGUUUUUUGUUUUUUUUGUUGUUUUUUUUUAGUUUUCAUCCUUGUUCUUCACUGAGGCUUUAGAUAGAGGUUUAUAAAGGUGCAGUGCUUUCUCAUCAUUUCUGAUCUCCAUUUCUAUCACGGUGGAUAUUUAGUACCGUGAAGAGCCUGUUUGACAUGCAGAAAAGGCUUCAAAUAACAAUUUGUAAAUGUAAAAUGAACUUGCUAAGAUAUGACCCUACAACUUUGAUGAUCUCUGAGUAAUCAGUGACUGAACUUCAAUGGACAACAAGAAUCAAGCACUGUCACUCAGGACAGUUGUCAUAUGUUCAUACAGUUAUGAAAGUGAUUACAUUAUUAGGGGUUUCUUGGAUAAAGACACCUCCAAAGACCAUAUUGGUCUAGGUAAAAUGUAUGUAAUGACAGAUGUUGGGGUCCAAAUAUCAUCCCACUCCCUGUAUUCAGUCAGAUGCAGGGGCCUACUCUAAGAACCAGUUGUGCCAGAAUAAUGUGGUGAUUAAUAGGUGGAGCAAGGCUUUUGUUCCAGAUGUGAGAGUAUUCUGGUUUUUAUUCAGAUAACUCAACCUCUUGCAACAGACCCCACAUAGCUGCUUUGCUUUUUGAGAACCACAGUUAAAUGAAAAGGACCUUUUUGCAAACCACGUAACGUCCAAUCUGCGAUGACUGUACCAGGGAUGGUGAAAUAACACUGAAAAAUGUCAUGUGCAUUUACACUUCUAAUAUUUAUUAUUUAUAGUCCACAUCUUUUAUUAAGCAUUGUGUAACAAAUCCUCUGUUCACAUGCUGUCAAGCUGUCAAAUGAAUUUUGAGAGUGACAAACUUUUAUAUUCUCACUGCACUUUCACUUUCUGACAGUAUUUCACUUAUUUUCAAAACCACAUGAGAUUCAGAUAAUUUACUAGGGGCUCUAAGGUGGCAGUCACUAUAAAGAGUUUCAUAAAUUUUUAGUCAUUUCCCAACUUAAUGAAUUAGUGUAUUAAUUCAUAUAUACAUAUAUAUGUGGUAUUUCCUUCUGCAUGUUGGUAUAUUUCAGUCACACUGUCUUUAAAGAUGUAAAGGAAAAGGUACAGGAAAGGAGAGGACUGUGUUGGUUGUUGCUGUCUUUCCCCAUGUUCUUCCGUCCAGCUGUCCUUUUAUUUAUUCUUUAUUUUGUCUAUAAACAUGUAAGCCUUUCCUGUGGUCACUGUUUAAAGCCAAGCCAGUCUCAGAUCAAUGUUUUUGUUUUUUAAUUGUUUACAUUAGUGGAGAUUCAGGAAAAGACCAUGAAGGCAGGAAAAGAAGAAGAAUCACUGCCUCUUGUUAAUUCUUUAUCUUUACUUUUAUUU